UCCAUAAAUUCACCAAAUUCUUCUGCUUCGCAAGGCACGCAAAAAGUACCUAUAGUUAAAAGCACAUACACACAUCUUGUAUCGCCAUCAUUGAUACAUAUUUGCGAUUAAUUUCAUCAAUCGAUUAAUCAUAAUAUUUUAUUAAUUCUUUCCAAUCGUAAGAUCUAAUCGAUCGUAUAAAUUAAAUAUUGUAACCGAUGAAUACGCAUGUCUGCUAUACACAUUUUAAUGAAUGAAGAGGGUCAAUGUAUGCAAAAUCAUUUAUUUAUAAUUAUUUGAUGGGUAAAUAAUGAAAGUGUUUGUUUUUAUCGACACUAGAUAUGUACUUGCGUUUAGAUGCGUGAAUUAUUUGGCGCUGCGAAGCAAUCAUGGAAUACUACAGCAUGAAAGAAAUCUGCUUUCGACUGACAACUUUCAGGCAGUGAAACGGAGUUGAUAACUAUUUUGACAUUGGGUGCGUGGUGUGUGAAAUUUCAUUUCGCACCAUAGAAUACCAUGGAGUAGAUUGGAAUACUAUUUAACAAUUGUUAUUGUAUUCGACAAUCUUCUCGUUUUCUAACCAAUUUAUAUUGAAGUCCUAAUAGAAUUAAUCAAGAGCAAUAUAAUAAUUGUUAUUUAUAAUAAAAGAAGUUUUAUAUUUGUCAACUGUGAAAUCAUGUUGAAACCAAAAGCUCUCACACAAGUACUUAGCCAAGCAAAUACAGGUGGAGUAGAAAAUACGUUCUUGUUGAACAGAGAUGGUGGUUUAUUAGCUUAUAGUGGAUAUGGGGAUAAAGAUGCAAGGGUAACAGCUGCAAUUACAAGUAAUAUUUGGUCAGCUUAUGAAAAAAAUGGACGAAAUGCAUUUAAGGAAGAUGAAUUGCAAUUUGUACUAAUGGAUUGUGUGGAGGGGAAAGUUGUAAUCACUGAAGUAGCAAACUUGUUGUUAUGUUUGUAUGCAAAAGAAAAUGUAGGAUUUGGUUUACUAAGAGAAAAGGCACAAGCCCUAGCAAGAUAUCUUGAUCAACCAUUGAAAACAAUAGCCAAUAUGCCUUGAAUAUCAUACCUACGUAAGAACAUCUUGCAUCAACUGUGUCAUAAUGAUAAUUGUAUAUUCUAACACUUAUAAUUUUUUGUAAAAAUUUAUGAUUUGUACUACCCUUGAAAUAAUAUAUUUUUAAUAAAUCAGA
Molecule: messenger RNA, 1169 nt
Organism: Megalopta genalis
Lineage: Eukaryota; Metazoa; Arthropoda; Insecta; Hymenoptera; Halictidae
Gene: Lamtor2
Product: Late endosomal/lysosomal adaptor, MAPK and MTOR activator 2
Biological process (GO): positive regulation of TOR signaling
Molecular function (GO): molecular adaptor activity; guanyl-nucleotide exchange factor activity
Source: RefSeq, a predicted model, not a curated record